Molecule: messenger RNA, 2702 nt
Organism: Cyprinodon tularosa
Lineage: Eukaryota; Metazoa; Chordata; Actinopteri; Cyprinodontiformes; Cyprinodontidae
Product: protein starmaker-like
Exons: 9
Coding region: 408-2702 (764 amino acids)
Cellular component (GO): sarcoplasmic reticulum; membrane
Molecular function (GO): signaling receptor binding
Source: RefSeq, a predicted model, not a curated record
CCCUGCGGUCAGUCUAAUUCUGUCAGAGCCGCGGGUGGGGGGGGAGGCCUGCUGUAUCUGCAAACCCAACCUGCCAAAGGGCAAAGACACUGACUUUCUAAACUUGGUCUCUGCCACUCUGUCUCUCCACCUUUUCCACUUGGGUAGUUUUUAAGACCAAUGUAAGCACAUGUCUGGAUCCAGGAGGAAUUUUUGGGACUUGUGAUGAAAUAAAGGAAGUGCCGAUUUACAUAGAACAGUCGUGAUCCUGCUGGGCUUAAGAGUUUUUUUUUUUUUUCCAAACACCCUGGGAUUAAACACCCAGUAGGAUUAAGCUGUUUAAAGGAGGAAAAUCCUGAUAUUUUGUCUUCAUGGAAACAUAACCUGCACAAAGAAUUGACUUUUUGGAGGAUUUUAAUAUUGGAACAAUGACAGAUGCUGCUGAAGCACGGUCGUCGGUGACAACCACCAUGGUCAUUGAUGGCAAAGUGGGAGAAGCUGGCUCAACCACUGUCCAGGGGUCCAAGAAAACGUUAACAGAGGACUUCUACUCUACUUUUAGCUCUCCUUUAGCCUGGAUCCUGGUUCUGGCACUAGUCAUCACAUGGACAUGUGUGUUCGUUAUAAUGUUCGAUCUGGCAGACUACAAGACCAUUGCAGAUCGCCCUUCUGCUGGCAUCAGGAAGGUUUUAAAGGAUUCAGGGCGCAGAGGAGGUCUCAGCAAAUUCAGCUCAGACCCUGUGAAGGUGGUGAACGACGCUGUGGACGAAUCAACAAACAUGAUUAGCUCUGUGUUUAAUUUCGCUGCAAGCCUCAUCGCUCCAGAGGAAGAUGAAGGAACGCUGUAUGCAGUAAGGAAAAAAGGAGAAUUUCUACCACCCAGAAGUAAAGUUAUAGAAAUGCAAGUUCAGACAACACAAGAAAAGACAGAAGAAACAGCAAAAGAUGAAGAAGAGGAUGAGGAUGAGGCAGAGGAGGAAGAGGCUGCUGAGGAGGAAGAAAAAGAGGAGGAUGGAGACGAAAUAGAGGAAGAGGAGGAGGAAUAUGAUGAGGAAGAGGAAUAUGAGGAGGAGUAUGAAGAAUAUUAUGAGGAAGAUGAGGAGUAUUAUGAGGAGGGGGAGUAUGAGGAGGAAUAUGAGGGGGAUGAGGAGGACGAAGAGUUAGAUGAAGAUGAUGAGGCAGAGGAGGAGGAAGGAGAUGAAGAGGAGGAAGGAAUUGAGUCUGAACAAGCAGCCGAUGAAGAAGAUGAGGCAGUGGAGGAAGAGGAGGAUGAAGUAGAAGAAGAAGUAAAAGCAGCAGGAGCCGAACAAGAGGAAGCAGAAGAGGAGAAGACGGAUGAAGAUGGAGAGGAGGAAGAUGAUGAAGCUCAUCCAUCUGCUGAAGUAGAGCCCAAAGAUGAAGAUGAUGCGAAGGAAGAAGCAAAAAAAGAUGAUGAUGAGGAAGCAGAUGCAGAUGAGGAAGAUGAGGCCUCUCAUGAAUACUCUCCUGAACCCGUUUCCACCUCAGACGAUGAAGAGGCGGCUCUCUCUCCAGACUCCGAUUCAGACGUUCCAGUAGCCAUCAGACACAGCGAUGAAGAUGUCACGCUCCCUGAGGAUGAUGAUGGCAAAGAUGAAGACCUAGAAGAUGAUAGCAGUGAUGACGCGUUUGUCGAUUCCUCAGACAGUGAAGCCGCACUUCUGCCCAGCGAGGAAGAUGAUGAAGAUGACAAAUUGGCAGCAACAUCAGACAGCGAUGAUGUCAUCUUAGAGGACACUGAGGAUGACUUAGAUCUUGAUCUUCCUCCCACAGUCAUUACUAGUGACGAUGAGGAAGAUGUUAAAAUUACAAGCGAGGAAGAUCUAUCUUAUCUACCAUAUGAUGAUGACGAUGAUGAUGAAGACAUAAAGAUUUCUGAAGACACUGAUAAAGAAGACGAAGAUACCGGGGAUGAUCUGGACCAAUCAGACGACGUCUCUGUUGCUUCCUCUGAACAGUUUGCAGAUGAUGAAGAUGAAGGUAGAGAUGACGAGUAUGAGAGGGACAUCCCCAUCGACCUUGAUGAUGAUGAAGAUGCUGAAGAUCUCGAUAAAUUUGUUGAAGAUGAUGAUGAUCAUGAUGAUGAUGAUUAUGAAAGAGAAGUAGAAGAGGAAGAUGUUCUUCCUUUUCUCAGCUCAGACAGCGGUGUGUUGGGUGAUGAAGAUGACGAUGACGACAGCUCUCUGAAACUGGAUGAAGACUCUCUGAGUGAUGAAGACGAGACUGACGAAGAUGAGGACGUUGAGACGAGCUCAGCAGACAUCAGCUUCGGAGAGGAAAAGAUGAAAACAUCUGUUGGCACUGAGGAAGACGUAGAUGAAGCAAAGGAACCCUUCGAUGAAGACUUAGAAGAUGACGAUGAUGAUAAAGAUUUUGAUGACCUGGUCCUUGCAGGCACUAUAGCAGCGGCGUUAACCAGCCAGGAGGAGGCAGCAAAGACUGAGGCAGAUGAUGCUGAGGAGGAGAAGGCUGAUGAAGAUGAGGCAGAGGAGGAUGAAACAGAAGAAGCUGAGACCCACCAGCCUGCUGAUACUGAGGACAAAGAUGAGGAGGAAGAAGCUGAAAAACCUGUUUCUAAGCCUCGGAAAUCUGUAGACAAAUCUGAAGAGAAAGAGGAGUAUGAUGAAGAUGGAGAUGAGGAAAAGGCAACAGUGGAUGUGAUUAAACCUGUGCCUGAACCAGAGGAGGAAACACCAGCUGGUUAG